Messenger RNA from Oncorhynchus nerka (sockeye salmon), 2392 nucleotides. Its product is annotated as tripartite motif-containing protein 16-like. The coding region runs from base 637 to 2352 and encodes 571 amino acids. The record is from RefSeq and is a predicted model, not a curated record. Gene Ontology annotation, molecular function: zinc ion binding; protein binding. Lineage: Eukaryota; Metazoa; Chordata; Actinopteri; Salmoniformes; Salmonidae. The transcript has 6 exons.
UAUAUUAACUAUAUACCACACCUCCUCUGUCCUUAUCUGUGGUACUGUAUAUUAACUAUAUACCACACCUCCUCAGUCCUUAUCUGUGGUACUGUAUAUUAACUAUAUACCACACCUCCUCAGUCCUUAUCUGUGGUACUGUAUAUUAACUAUAUACCACACCUCCUCAGUCCUUAUCUGUGGUACUGUAUAUUAACUAUAUACCACACCUCCUCAGUCCUUAUCUGUGGUACUGUAUAUUAACUAUAUACCACACCUCCUCAGACCUUAUUGAUUAAUUACAACACAUAGGUGUAUUAUAAGGCAUUAUAAAGGUCAUUAAAAUAAUGAUACACACGUACUUCAUAGAAACUGUUACCCUUCAUAUAUUCUAACAACUCACAUUUUAAGAUUCAUUAUGUCAUUUGUUCCAUGUUAAGGGCUCUAACCUUGGAACUAAACUAUUUGUCUCCCUCUUGCUGUUGCAUGCAGUUCCUCUCUCUCUUCCUCCAUUCCUCUAACCCCUCCCUCCCUCUAACCCAACCCCUCUGGCAGAACCAGGAAGUCCCUCCCCCUCCCACAAACUCUCUUCUGAGGAAACGAAACUGAUCUGAGUCUCUGUGUCGUCUGUCUGUGAGAGAGUGAACAACCGUCCAAAUGGCUCAACAGGGAGUUUUGCUGGACCAGGACCAGUUCUGUUGUUCUGUCUGUCUAGAUCUACUGAAGGAGCCGGUCACUACUAUCUGUGGACACAGUUACUGUAGGAGCUGUAUUGAGGGCUGCUGGGAUCAGGAUGUCCUGAAAGGGGUCUAUAGCUGUCCUCAGUGCAGAGAGACCUUCACUCCAAGGCCUAAUCUGAGGAAAAAUAACAUGUUGGCUGAGCUGGUGGAGAAACUGAGGAAGACAGGACUCCAGGCUGCUCCCCCUCCUGCUCUGUACUAUGCUGGACCUGGAGAUGUGGUGUGUGAUUUCUGCACUGGGACCAGAAAGCAGAAAGCCCUCAUGUCCUGUCUGGUGUGUCUGGCCUCUUACUGUGAGACUCACCUCCAACCUCACUAUGAAUUUCCUGGUUUCAAGAAGCACAAGCUGGUCAAAGCCACCGCACAACUACAGGAGAAGAUCUGCUCUCAUCAUGACAAACUGCUGGAGGUUUACUGUCGUACCGAUCAGCAGUGUAUCUGUCUGCUGUGUGUGAUGGAUGAACAUAAAGGCCAUGAUACAGUGUCAGCUGCAGCAGAGAGGACUGAGAAACAGGUAAGACCAGAACAACUUCUUGAUAGCUCAUUGAAGAGUGAUUCUCCACAGAGGCAGCUGGGGAUGAGUCAGCAGAAGGUCCAGCAGAGAUUCCAGGAGAGAGAGAAGGAGCUGAAGGAGCUCCAACAGGCUGUGGAGUCUUUCAAGCUCUCUGCACAGUCAGCAGUGGAGGACAGUGAUCAGAUCUUUACUGAGCUGAUCCGCUCCAUUGAGAGAAGGAGCUCUGAGGUGAAGGAGCUGAUCAGAGCCCAAGAGGAGGCUCAAGUGAGUCAAGCUGAAGGACUCCUGGAGCAACUGAAGCAGGAGAUAGCUGAGCUGAGGAAGAGAAGCACUGAGCUGGAGCAGCUCUCACACACAGAGGAUCACAUCCAUUUCCUCCAGAGUUAUCAGUCUCUCUCCAGUAUCAGUGUAUCUUCAGACUUACCCAGCAUCGUUGUCCGUCCUCUUCAGUACUUUGGAGAUGUGAGUAAGACUGUGUCUGAACUGAGAGAGAAACUAGAAGACUUCCUUAAAGGAGAAUGGACCAAGAUCUCCACUACAGUGAAUAUAGUGGAUGUUGUACUGCCUCCAGAGCCCAAGACCAGAGAACAGUUGUUACAAUAUUCCUGUCAGCUCACACUGGACCCAAACACAGCAUACACAGACCUCUCUCUGUCUGAAGGGAACAGAAAGGUGACCUAUACAGACCAAGUCCAACCAUAUCCUGACCAUCCAGACAGAUUCACCUACUGGUGUCAGGUUCUGUGUAGAGAGGGUCUGUCUGGACGCUGUUACUGGGAGGUGGAGAGGACUGGUGGUGUUAUUACAGCAGUCUCAUAUAAAGACAUCAGCAGAACAGGGACAGAUAGUGGAUUUGGACUCAAUAACAAGUCCUGGAGUUUAAAGUGCUCUAGUGGUGGUUAUUGGUUCAGACACAAUAAUGUUGUGACUAAAGUAUCAGGCCCUCAGUCCUCCAGAGUAGGAGUGUACCUGGAUCACAAGGCAGGUACUCUGUCCUUCUACAGUGUCUCUGACACAAUGACCCUCCUCCACAGAGUCCAGACCACAUUCACUCAGCCCCUCUAUCCUGGGUUUGUUCUCUAUUAUAAUAAUGGUUCUGCUGAGCUGGUUAAACUGUAAACUGAUUAGUUAUUAAUUAAAAUUCAAUCCAAUGUUUUAA